UGGUUAAAUUAAUUGAUAGGGAAAUAAAACAUAUCAUGUCAUAUCAAAAAUAUAAACCACACGUUGUUGAUUUCCAGGCCCGCCCGAUGACCCGAUACCUGCCCAUUCGCAAAGAGGAGUUUGACCUCCGUUCCCACAUCGAGUCCUCAGGUCACAGCGUGGACAUGUGCUACCACGUGAUUCUCACCGAAAAGAUGUGCAAGGGCUAUCUUGUCAAGAUGGGAGGGAAGAUCAAAUCCUGGAGGAAGCGCUGGUUCGUCUUUGAUCGCCUUAAAAGGACGUUUUCCUACUACGCCGAUAAACAUGAGAGCAAAUUGAAGGGCGUCAUCUACUUCCAGGCUAUCGAGGAGGUUUACUAUGAUCACCUGCGCAGUGCCACAAAGAAAGGAUUUUUCAAUCUGAAUUUGACAAACGUACGUAUCGCUCUCCACCGCUAUCACCCUAUCCUGCAUGUUUGCUUAGAGGAAAUUGCUCUAAUUUGUGCAUAUUUCACACACUUACUUCCUUGUGACUAAUUAACAUACCUCGUCUUGUAUUGUUUUGAAUAACUGGACUAUUGGCACCUUCACUUAGUGGAUAUUUGUUUUUGUUUUUUUUGCAGUUACUGAGGAUGAGAGUAUAAUGUAAUUUACAACCUGUGUGUGUUUCUCUUAAGUGUUUCUUUACUACUCCCACCUGUGGUGAGAUACUAAGUGUGUGUAUAACGUAAUAGCCCCACAGAAGCAGUUGUGUGGUGUAUUGUACGCCGUCAGCUUCACAUUGUAUAAUGUAAUGGGUUAAC
This is a messenger RNA of Sinocyclocheilus grahami, 781 nucleotides long. RefSeq names its product pleckstrin homology-like domain family B member 1. The transcript has 3 exons. NCBI's taxonomy places the organism in Eukaryota, Metazoa, Chordata, Actinopteri, Cypriniformes, Cyprinidae. Bases 36 to 515 code for a protein of 159 amino acids. Gene Ontology annotation, biological process: regulation of microtubule cytoskeleton organization. Gene Ontology annotation, cellular component: basal cortex. The record is from RefSeq and is a predicted model, not a curated record.